CCUUAAAUUUGUUCCCAACAACUGGAGUUCAAUUCCUUUCUCUUCCUUUCUCUCUCGUGUUUCAGUUUUGUUUUCCUUUCUUUCAAUUUCUCUCCCUAGAAAGUGAGAGAAAAUUCAAGCCAAAAACAGCAUUGUCAUGGAGGAAAAUCACGCCCCAGCUUUGGAAUCAAUCCCAAACGGAGACCACGAGGCUGCAACCACCACCAACGAUUUUAAUACCCAUAUCCAUACCAACAACGACCAUGGCUGGCAGAAGGUCACUGCAAAGCGCCAAAGGAAGACCAAACCCUCCAAGGCAGAUUCAAUCAACAAUCUCAAUAAGCUCGUCCCCGGCGUCACGAUCGCUGGCGGAGAAGGCGUUUUCCGUUCCCUGGAGAAGCAAUCGGAGGAUCGACGCCGCCGGAUUCUCGAAGCCCAGAGGGCGGCCAAUGCCGACGCCGACAGUCUUGCUCCGGUGAGAUCGAAGCUCCGGUCCGACGAUGAGGAUGGGGAGGACAGCGAUGAUGAAUCUGUGGCGCAGAACGUGAAGGCCGAGGAGGCGAAAAAAUCGAAGCCUAAGAAGCCAAAGAAGCCUAAGGUCACGGUCGCUGAGGCGGCAGCUAAGAUCGACGAUGCAAACGAUCUCUCGGCCUUCCUCAUUGACAUUUCGGCUUCGUACGAGUCGAAGGAGGACAUACAGCUAAUGCGGUUUGCGGAUUAUUUUGGCCGUGCAUUCUCUGCAGUGACUGCUGCGCAGUUUCCAUGGGUGAAGAUGUUCAGGGAAUCAACGGUGGCCAAGCUUGCCGAUAUCCCCCUUUCCCAUAUUUCUGAAGCCGUUUACAAGACAUCAGUCGACUGGAUCAGCCAACGUUCCCUUGAGGCCCUUGGAUCCUUUAUAUUGUGGUCUUUAGACAGCAUUCUUGCAGACCUUGCAAGUCAGGUAGCUGGUGCCAAGGGCUCCAAGAAGAGUGUGCAGAAUGUUUCAUCAAAAUCUCAGGUUGCGAUAUUUGUGGUUGUUGCGAUGGUAUUGCGAAAAAAACCUGAUGUAUUGAUUAGUAUAUUGCCAACAUUGAGAGAAAAUUCAAAGUAUCAAGGACAAGAUAAGCUUCCAGUAAUCGUAUGGGCAAUAUCUCAGGCUAGUCAAGGAGACCUGGCUGUUGGGUUGCAUUCAUGGGCACACAUUGUUUUGCCUCUAGUAAGUGGAAAGGGUAGUAAUCCACAGUCCCGGGAUCUUAUUUUGCAGCUAGCGGAAAGAAUUUUGUCUACACCAAAAGCUCGUACUAUUUUAGUAAAUGGUGCUGUCAGGAAGGGAGAGCGUUUGGUGCCACCUUCUGCAUUUGAGAUACUUAUUGGAGUUACCUUUCCUGCACCUUCAGCUAGAGUUAAGGCAACCGAAAGGUUUGAGGCUAUAUAUCCGACCCUAAAAGCAGUGGCUUUAGCUGGCUCUCCUAGAAGCAAAGCGAUGAAACAAGUUUCACUGCAAAUAUUGAGUUUUGCUGUUAAAGCAGCAGGAGAAAGUAUACCUGCAUUGUCCAACGAAGCAACUGGAAUUUUUAUUUGGUGUUUGACCCAACAUGCUGAUUGCUUCAAGCAGUGGGACAAGGUUUACCAGGAAAACUUAGAAGCGAGUGUUGCUGUUCUGAAGAAGCUUUCUGAUCAAUGGAAAGAGCAUUCUGCAAAACUCGCUCCUUUUGAUCCUAUGAGGGAAACUCUCAAAAGUUUUAGGCACAAGAAUGAGAAGAUGUUGGCCAGUGGGGAGGAUGAGGCCCACCAGGAAAAACUCAUCAAGGAUGCAGACAAGUAUUGUAAGACAUUACUGGGGAAGUCGUCACGGGGCAGCGGGUGCAAGAAAAGUGUUGCCCUUGCUGUCGUUGCCUUGGCUGUUGGUGCCGCUGUCAUGUCACCAAACAUGGAGUCUUGGGAUUGGGAUUUGGAGAAACUAAGAGUGACUAUCAGCUCUUUUUUUGACUGAAGGCCUUGGUUAGCAGGAUGAGUGAAGCAGUUUAGAAGCUGAUGGUGCAAAGCAUCAAUUUGUUAUGAGGAAAGUAAUUUAAUUUACUCCAUAAUAAGGUGGCAACAGAUGGGAAAUUCUAUUUAUACUUUUUGUCUCAAAGGGAUACGAAACUAGUAGUAGUUGGAGGUCAAUACUGCUUGAAGGUUUAAUUUGGUUGGUUUAAGCUGUUUCGGGCUUUUGGUUUUUGGUGUAACUUUUCAUGUCUGUUUAGAUCUUUUUUUUAAAAAAAAGUUUUUCACCUCUAACAUCUACAAUACCAGCAAUAUGUUAAUGAGAGCUGAGAUGGAUGCAUUUGUAUUCUCGGAUUAGUGUUUCAAUUCAAAAGGAAUUUUGAAGAUAAAAGUUUGAUUAUUUAUUAUAUUCA
Molecule: messenger RNA, 2357 nt
Organism: Prunus persica (peach)
Lineage: Eukaryota; Viridiplantae; Streptophyta; Magnoliopsida; Rosales; Rosaceae
Exons: 10
Coding region: 137-1951 (604 amino acids)
Cellular component (GO): endoplasmic reticulum; Golgi apparatus
Source: RefSeq, a predicted model, not a curated record